AUGGCCCAACAGGUCAAACACAACGGAGUGGUGCGCAGUAUGGACUUCAAUCCGUACCAGAAUAAACUGUUGGCCUCGGGAGCGUCGGAGUCGGAAAUAUACAUCUGGGAUCUGAACAACACGGUGGCGUCGAUGACCCCAGGAACGAAGGCGCAACCGUUUGAGGAUGUUCAGGGGCAUUCACGAGAGUGCACUCGCAAGAACGGUGUCACCAACAUCAAGCUGACUGGGGACAAGGUGGUGGCGGCCCGGCUCAGCAGCCGCAUCGACUUCCUGCGGCUCGAAAUAUACACCAAGAGUCGGCAGAUCGACUGGGGAUUUUCGUUCGCGUACCGGCGCACGCACAUUCGCACCGGUUCUGCGGGUAGCUUAAGCAUAUUCCAGCAGCCGAACGGUCCGGCCAGAGUUCAUCACGCCUCGGAGGAGGAGCUGCGCGGCAUCCAGGAGGUCCACCAGUCACCUCGUGUCGUGGCCCGUUCGAGCCGCUGAAUCCCAGCUAGAUGUGACCUCGGUCGAGGACUACCGCAAGAUGCGCGAGUACGAGCAGGAAAAGUUCCUGAGCAUGGUCAAGCAGGUCAAGAACGCCGGAGCAACGCUCGCAAUCUGACAAAGGGGAUUCGACGACGAGGCGAACCAAUUACUGCUGCAGCAAGAACUGCCUGCCGUUCGCUGUCCCAUUCUGUGGUCUCGAAAUCGUACUGAUCCCCAUCGCCACCAGCGGCAGAAUCGUGCCUCGCUUGGGCUAAACUACACACAGGAAGUGGAACUGGUAACCGGAACUCGCCUGUUGUCGUCAUCGUGCUUCCGGCCUUUGUCACCGAACCUAAAAAUCGGCGGAGUUACGCGAUCCUGCCCGGUGCAUUAACUCCAAAAUCCAUACUUUUUUUUUUAAAUG
Molecule: messenger RNA, 895 nt
Organism: Culex quinquefasciatus (southern house mosquito)
Lineage: Eukaryota; Metazoa; Arthropoda; Insecta; Diptera; Culicidae
Product: protein transport protein Sec31B
Exons: 3
Coding region: 1-489 (162 amino acids)
Biological process (GO): intracellular protein transport; COPII-coated vesicle cargo loading; endoplasmic reticulum to Golgi vesicle-mediated transport
Cellular component (GO): COPII vesicle coat; endoplasmic reticulum exit site
Molecular function (GO): protein binding; structural molecule activity
Source: RefSeq, a predicted model, not a curated record